Molecule: messenger RNA, 2820 nt
Organism: Naegleria fowleri
Lineage: Eukaryota; Heterolobosea; Eutetramitea; Acrasida; Naegleriidae
Exons: 2
Coding region: 1-2820 (939 amino acids)
Biological process (GO): intra-Golgi vesicle-mediated transport
Cellular component (GO): COG complex
Source: RefSeq, a predicted model, not a curated record
AUGCAAACUAAUUCCCCAAGUCUUGCCAACUCGGAAAUCUCCACUCAGAAUCAUCAUCAUGGCACCACCACCAAUACUGCCAUCAUGGAUCUUUCCCUCACACCAUCAUCUUUCAAAGGAAGAGAUUCAUCAUCUCCGAGUACUCCACUCUCCUCCUCCUCCUCAUCAUCAUCAUCUGUAUUUUCUCAACAUAUUUCGAGUGCUUCUACUAUUAGUAAAAGAGUGAAUCAAUUCAUUCAAUUGUCUCAUCAACAAGUUGAUGAUGAAUCACUUUCAACAUCUCUUCAAUAUUUAGAUCAAUUAUUUAAACAACAACAACAACAAUCAAACUUGAAUGAUUCGAAUACUCAACCAUUUACAUCUAUAUUAUCUACUACUACUAUGAGUAACACUCAACAUUCAUCUCAAACACAGCAAUCACUCAAGAGUUUCUUAUUACUUCAGAAUUUACAUUCUCAUAAAAAGUAUAUUUUAGAAUCUUUUGAAAAAAUUCAAAAUCAAUUAAAUGAAAUUAAUUCACAAAUACAAGUCAUUAAUACUCAUACAAAGAAUAUUGAGAAUUAUAUUCAUUUAUCUACUGGUCACCACCACAUGAAUACAACUACUACUACUCCAAUUACUACUUUCACUACUCAAAGUACUAUUGGUCAAAUGACUCUUCAAACUACUACUUCUCAAACUACUCCUCAAACUACUACUACUACUAUUACUAAUACACCCUCCUCUUCAAAUACUUUACAAAUUUCUGAUUAUACCAAACAAAUGAAUUCCUUCUAUAAUGAAUACAUUUCCAAUCUCUAUAGACAAUAUCAAUUAAAUGUAUUUAUUUCUAAAUUUAUAUUUCCAGAAGAAGAAAAACAAUUAUUAUUACAUGGUAAAAUUAGAGGACAAGAAUAUUUUACGACUCUCAAGAAAUUAGAUGACAUGCAUACCACAUGUUCAAACCAUUUUGUGAAAUCAUCAAAUUAUCAACGAAUCAUUUUUGAAAUUAUGGAAGAAUUACAAAUGAUUCGAACAAGUGCAUUGGAGAGAAUUACAAGAUGGAUUGAAGAUGAAUGUAAAGCAUUGUCCAGUGAUUCUGAAAUUGAUUCUGAAUAUGAAUUGAAACAAGCAAUUAAUAUUUUAUUUGAUAAGACAAUAUUCUUACCCUUAUGUUUGAAACAAUUAAUUGUAUCGAGAAGUGAAUUUGUAAAGAAUCAAUUUUUUAGUGCAUUGACGAUGAAAGGUCAAAAGAAGAGUCGUGGUGUGAGUACUAGUAGUAGUGGUGGUAUUGGUGGUAUUCCUCUCAUGUCCACCACCACAUUGACCAUCACAACAACAACAACCUCAUUCACAUCCACUCCAUCAUCUCUCUCCAAUCCAAUUGAAAUGUUAGCUCAUGAUCCACUCCGAUAUAUUGCUGAUAUUUUAGCAUGGAUUCACAAAUCAGCAGUCAUGGAAAAGGAAUUGAUUCAAAAUUUAUUAUCUGUUUAUGAUCAUCCUAUCAAUAACACUACCACUACUACCACUACUACCACUACUACGACUACUACGACUACUACCACUACAAACAACAACAACAACAACAACACUACCACCUCUUCUCUGAUCAAUAACCCUCAAUCUACCUCUUCUUCUUCCUCUCCCUCCUCACUCUCACAAGGAACAACUUGUCAAUAUCCACGUGAACCACUCUUAUUCAAAAUAUUGAAUGAUAUUUUUGAUGAUUUGAAAGGACAAUUACAAAUGAGAGUGGAACAAAUUAUUAACAAGAUAACAAAUCAAACAGAUUCUCUCAUACUCACUUCAUCAAAUACAUCUUUAAAACAAGAUAUUGAAGAAGAAUAUACAAUAGUCUAUUUCAAAUUAGCUCAUAUAUUAGAAUUAUAUUCAUGUCUAUUCGUUAAAGUAAUGGGUGAUCAUUGUAAACUAUCUGUUUGUUUGAAUGAUUUGAAAGAAAAGUGUAUGGACAAGUUCUUUAUUAAUAUUAAGAAAGAUUUAAAUCGAUUGAUUGAAAAACCUCCUGAAAUUACAUUGAAUUUAACUCCACCUGAAGAGGUGAAAGAAGUUUUAAAUAAUUUGACUGAAAUUAUGAACACCUAUUCAGAGUCUGUCAUGAUUCCAGAGAAUCGACGUGAAGAAGAUUUCCAAAGUGUCAUCUCUGCAUUUAUUGAUCCACUCGUAGAAUUAUAUAAUAAUUAUUAUGUGAAUGUAAAAUUGAAAGAGUGUGAGAAUGACCCAAUGUUGAAAUCAGAUUACUAUGUGUUUAUUAUUAAUGGAUUUUAUUGUAUCUUACAAGCAUUGGAAAGUCAACAACAAAAUAUUGUUCAUAACAAUCUUCCUAAAAGAAGUGGAACUCUCACUCGUUCAACAACUGAAUUAGUCUCAACAGAAAUGGAGAAGCAAUUAGAAAUAUUUACUCACUAUCAAUCAAAAUUAAUUCUUGAAAAUAGUGGACUUGAACACAAAUUGAAUAUUCUUCACAGUGAUGAACAUUUAAAACAACACAUUCCUCUCUCUCAAUGCAAAGAUAUGGAUGAACAAUCUCUCAAAGCAUUCUUCCAAAAUUUCUACACUCAAUUAUUUUCUUUAGGUAGUUUGGCAUUGACUCAGAAACAAUCGUGUGAGAGAUUAUUGAGUUCAAGAUUAAAGACUUACACAAAGAGUAGAAUUGCAUUGGAUGUCUGCAAUGGAUACAAGCAAUUAUAUAAUGCCAUCAUGGAUGAAAAGAAUUUGUAUGAAAAUCCAAAAGAGAUUGUCUAUCACGAUCCUGAACAAGUGAAAGUGUUACUUGAUUUUUUAAAAGGAAGAGGAUUCAUCAUGCUUUUAUUAUAUAGUUAA